Molecule: messenger RNA, 1175 nt
Organism: Drosophila hydei
Lineage: Eukaryota; Metazoa; Arthropoda; Insecta; Diptera; Drosophilidae
Product: ribosomal RNA-processing protein 8
Exons: 1
Coding region: 105-1175 (356 amino acids)
Biological process (GO): cellular response to glucose starvation; regulation of transcription by glucose; rDNA heterochromatin formation
Cellular component (GO): nucleolus; rDNA heterochromatin; chromatin silencing complex
Molecular function (GO): methyltransferase activity
Source: RefSeq, a predicted model, not a curated record
AGCUGAGCGCCAGACGGUCACACUGACAAUAACACAAUUCAAUUUCACGUGUCGCUCUGUGAUUUGAUUUUAUGUUGAAAAAAGUUGAGUGAAAUAUAAUAAAAAUGGCAUUUGAAGUGCCGCCAUGGGACAAGGGAGCUGAAGUGAUCAAAUUCAAGCCAAUUCAUGUAGUGAGCACUGGAGCUGCUGCCACAAAGAAAGCCAAAAAGCUGAAGAAGAAAAAACCAAAGGCGAAGAACCACGCCGACCAUGAAAAUUCCACAAAAGCAACUGCAACGGGCUACAGAUUGGGCAGGGGACCGCUAGCACCGCCACCGGAGUCAUCGGACGACGAGGCGGAUGAUGGAAUGCGUGCCAUGCACAAGAUUAGAAGCGGUCGCAUUGAAAAACCGCGCCCAAUCCUUCAAGUGGCCAAAGAUAACAAAAAGAAGCAACUGAAAUUGAAGCCCGAAAUGAUCGAAGCUGCAGUCGAGGCCAUGGAAACCUCCGCCUCCUCCUUGGGUGAAAGCGCGCCUGUCGGGCUGGCAAACAAAUUGCAAUCCGAGUUGCUUGGCGGACGUUUUCGCUAUAUUAACGAGCAGCUCUACACAAUGAACAGCCAGAAGGCUGAGAAGCUUUUCAACAAGGACGCCGAAGCCUUUGAAGCUUAUCAUGCAGGAUAUCGCCAGCAGGUGGACAAAUGGCCUGCAAAUCCGUUGGCGCGCAUCAUCAAGACCAUCAAGAGAUUGUCCAAGACACUGAUCAUUGGGGACUUUGGCUGCGGUGAGGGUAAGCUGGCACAAUCGGUGCCCAACAAGGUCUACUCCAUGGAUUUGGUCUCCACUCGCGCGGACAUCGUUGCCUGCAACAUAACGAAUACUCCGCUGCAAGAUCAAUCUCUGGACGUGGCUGUCUACUGCUUGUCACUAAUGGGUACCAACCUCAAUGAUUAUCUGCUCGAGGCGAAUCGAGUGCUGAAGCUGCAUGGCAAUGUUUACAUAGCUGAGAUUCAAUCCCGUUUCGAUGAUGUGCGCGAAUUCGUGCGGUUUAUGGGAAGCUGUGGAUUCGACCUGGUCAAAAAAGAUGUUGCUGUAAAUUAUUUCUACUUCUUUCAAUUUCGCAAAAUGCGCCAUGUGGACAAACAGGUGAAGCUGAAGCCCUUCUCUCUAAAGCCCUGCCUUUAUCGUAAACGAUAA